Messenger RNA from Drosophila nasuta, 871 nucleotides. RefSeq names its product zinc finger protein 511 lethal (2) k10201. The record is from RefSeq and is a predicted model, not a curated record. NCBI's taxonomy places the organism in Eukaryota, Metazoa, Arthropoda, Insecta, Diptera, Drosophilidae. The transcript has a single exon. Bases 88 to 786 code for a protein of 232 amino acids.
AUGGUAAUAGCUAGCGAUAGCUUAGAAAUUGCGCAGUUGUAUCGAUAGCCAGCUAGCAAGCAAGAAAUACAUUUUAAAAGUAGCAACAUGGAAAUAAUAACACACAGAUUGCCAUUAACAGCGGCGCAACUUGAUGCCAUACUAAACGAGAUUCCCGUUGCAUAUGCGAAGCCAACAGAUCCACAAUGCAGUACAGCAAUUCGACCUGUUUUUCGCAAACUAGGCGUUCUGGUGGAUAUGGAUGAAAUAACAGAUGCAGCCGCCGAACAAAAAGAUAAAGAUAACAAGCAACAAACUCUAGGCAAGGUUAAAGUGAAUGCAAAGACGACGCAGUCACAGUCCUACAGUUGCAUCCAAUGUCGUCGGCAAUUACCCACAGCACAUCUGUUGGAUCUGCACAUCACCGAACAACACGAUCUGUAUUUCGCAGCGAGCGUGGAGCGAGGUGACAAGCCCAUGUUUGCCUGCUAUAUCGAGGAGUGCACCACCAAGUUUCAAGGACCCAAGGAGCGCAAGGAUCAUUGCAUUUCUAUACACAAGUUCCCUACCAACUAUCGAUUUGACCAGGCAAAGGCGCCAAAACACAAGAGUCACAAGCAGCAGCAGCAGAAGGCGGCAGAUGAUUCCAUGGAGGUGGACAAUGAUGGUCAAUUGCCAUAUAUUAAGGCUUUUAGUUUUGGGCAUCUUACACAGCGGACGUUCAACACACGUAAGGAAUCGAAGAAUUCUGGAAAAGCAUUACUCGAUGUCCAGGCAAUGAAAGACGCACUUGAAGAGAUGAAUUAAUUUGAAUAUACCAUUUUUAUUACUUUUACUCGAAUGUCGUUUCUCUAUAUGAUAGAUGGAUUAAUUAAUUUGUGGAAACCUUAAA